Diabrotica virgifera virgifera (western corn rootworm) is the source of this 4414-nucleotide messenger RNA. RefSeq lists its product as uncharacterized. The coding region runs from base 52 to 1068 and encodes 338 amino acids. The record is from RefSeq and is a predicted model, not a curated record. Gene Ontology annotation, cellular component: nucleus. Lineage: Eukaryota; Metazoa; Arthropoda; Insecta; Coleoptera; Chrysomelidae. The transcript has a single exon. Gene Ontology annotation, biological process: regulation of DNA-templated transcription.
ACAAGUUCUUUAUGUUCCAGAAGUUUAUUCAACGUGUUUAGUGUGACAACAAUGGAAGUUUCAACGAAGUUACAGUUAAAAAGUGAGUUGCAUAGUGAGGAACAGACUCAAAUAACAAGUAAACCAGUGAAAAGGCCUUUUGACGUAGCGUUUCUGAUGCUCCCAGAUGAAAAAUUAAAACAAAAGCAACAAUUAGACAGAAGUUACGAUAAUUGUUGCAGCAGCAACGAAGAAGACGAAGAAAUAGAUGUCAUGGAGACGCCUCGUGAGUAUAAAAAAAUGUAUACACAAAAACAACAAAUUUUUGAUGAUCCAAACUUAGUUAAAGCUAAACACAUAGAUGAUUUACGUGCUAAAAUCCUGCCUACACAUAGCGAACAAAAAAGUGCUUUUACCAAAGUUAAUCUAGGGAAAGAAUCUAGGCUCUCACCAAGCUUGAGUAUAUCUCCAGAUCUAAACUACCAAAGUUCUUUGAGUCCGUCACCGCCAAUAAUCAGCAAGAGCUACCAAAAUUUUCCAACCAUAUUAUCACCGAAUCAGAUAUUCAAGAACCAACAAAUCGCAUAUCAAAACCAGUUCUUACAAGAAAACUUCUCACAUUCUAGCUCCAACAACUUAGAAAACAACUUUUUUAAAGCACAACCUGAAUUAAUUCAACCGAAUUUUGCUAAAAUCCGACCCAUCUAUCGACCAGACUUAGCUUAUAACUACCAACAGUUCACCAACCCAGAAAUGUUGAAGAUGGCGCCACCGGAUCUCAGAAACCCCGCUGCUGCUAUCUUGACUUCUCUUUUACCACCUUCGUUAGCAGCUCUGAGCCUCCCGGCUCAGAAUAUUUGUGCCAAAUGCAACAUUUCGUUUAGAAUGACCUCGGACUUGGUGUACCACAUGAGGUCGCAUCAUAAAAGUGAAGCUGUUGAAAGCACCAGAAAAAAGCGGGAAGACAAGCUCAAGUGUCCCGUUUGUGCUGAGUCUUUCAGAGAAAGGCACCAUCUGACGAGGCAUAUGACUGCGCAUCAAGAUAAAGAUGAAGACGAGAAGGAUGCAAGUAGUAAGAAGGGUUUUUAAAUUGAAUUAAAAAUUUCCAAUAUACAGGGUGAGUCUUUUAAUUUUAAUUAAUAUGGAAAACAUUUAUUUCAAGAGUUGUCACUAUAAUAUAUAAUAAUAUUAUCUUUUUUUAAUUUUCAAUAUGUCAAAUUUUAACUGACUAUGUCAACUCUUUCAUUUAUACAGCGUGUCUACUUAAGUUGGAAACAUAUGGGAAACUUUUUUGUUAUUCAUUUUACGAAAAAAAAUUGUUCUUUAUAAAAAGUUCUGCAUGCUCUUAAACCUAAGAUUCAAUCAUCAGAUAUCAAAUUUUGUCAAUAUUAUACGAGGUAUGUAAAAAAAUAUGAACUUCGUUCAAGAGUACAAGACCUUUAUUUCUCUCAAUAUUGAAAAUUCUUAUUAUGAAAAGUUGUUUGAAAAUAAAAACUAAGAUCAAAUAUGCAAUUACAUGCUUCUAAUUGGAAAAAAAUAUUUUCCAAAUUGUUCUCAAAUUUAUUGAUACUAACUUCGUUUUUAUUUAUUACACAUACGAUAACUCUUUUAUUAUUACUUUUAAGAAAAAAAGGUAUUCUUUAUAAAAAGCUCUUAUGUCCUAAGGCCGAAGAUGCAACCAUCGGAUAUCACAUUUUAUUAAUUUUAUACGAGGUAUGUCAAAAAAUAUGAAUUUCACUCAAGAGUAAAGUACCUUUAUUUCUCACAAUACUGAAAACCGUUAUUAAAAAAGUUGUUUAGAAUUAAAAACUAUGUUUCAAUAUGCAAUUACAUCCUUCUAAUUGAAAUAUUGUGAAAUAUAAAGGUACUAUAAUCUUGAGCGAAUUUCAUAUUUUUUGACACACCUCGUAUAAAAUUAAUAAAAGUUGAUAUAUCAUGGUUGUGUCUUAGAUUUUAGACCAUGAAAAGCUUUUUAUAAAGAAUAACUUUUUUUCGUAAAAUGAAUAAUAAACGAGUUAUCAUAUUUGCAAUAUUUAAAAACGAUGUUGGGUAUCCAUAAAUUUGAGAAAAAUUUUUUAUUUCAAUUAGAAGCAUGUACUUGCAUAUUUGAUCUUAGUUUUUAAUUCCAAACAACUUUUUGUCAUAAGAAUUUUCGAUAUUGAGAGAAAUAAAGGUACUUUGCCCUUGACCGAAAUUCAUAUUUUUUGACAUACCUCGUAUAAUAUUGAGAAACUUUGAUAUCUCAUGAUUGAAUCUUAGGUUUUGGGGCAUGCAGAACUUUUUAUGAAGAAUAACUUUUUUUCGUAAAAUUAAUAAUAAAAAAGUUUCCCAUAUGUUUCCAACUUAAGUAGACACGCUGUAUAUGCAGUCUAUAAACUAAUAUCAUUUAGCUACAAGCAAUAGUUUUCUUUUUUUAACUGCUUGUUAUGCGUUAGAAAAUUUUAUAUGCAGGCACAUACAGGCUAAUAAUGGUUGCUACUACAUUAUAGGUACACAUCUCUCACAAUUUUUACACAUGUAACUACCUACUCUUCUAUUAAAUAUCCACUGCAUAACUUUUUAAGGUACCCUGUCAUAAGCUUUCUACAGAUCAAUGAAGACCGUUUGAUUUCAUACCUUUUAGUUCCUUAGAUGAUAUUGAUUUAUUUAUUAAUUUUAUUUAUUUAUUUAUUGUCCUUAUAUACGGUUAUAAUUAUAUAUCUAUUUAUUUAUUGUUUUAUCUUUUAAGUCUAUUUUAUUUAUUUUUCAUUUUAUUAACAGUUUUUAUUUUGUUCUGUAUAUUAUCAGCAUACCAUAGUUCGGAUAUAACAUUGUGGAUUAAUAUUGUGAUAAACAUUGCCACCCUGUAUAUUUUGGUGACUUCUUAUUUUAAAGUAUUGCAUUAAUUUUUAUCACACUGUAUAUAUUAAUGUUGUUAGAGAUAUUAGACAAGGUUUUUAGUCCGUAAAAUGCCACAAGAAAAACGUGUAUGCCAAGCAAUUCUACACUGAGAAAACAGGUCAAGCUAAAAUUUGGAAAUUAGAAUAGUUUUUGUACAAAUACACAACAAUAACAACUAAAGAUUGUAGUUACAAUGUAGAUACAAUACCAAUAUUGUAGUUAAUAAAGUUGGACUGCUUCAGUUUCUUUACAUACAUAUUAUACAAUGUGGGCCAAAGAAAACAGUCCACCUCGGUAUUUUACGGUAUUUAUUAGAAUAUAAGGAAAUGAAGAAACAGGUCGAUUUUUGAUCUAAGAGGGGCACAUGUUUACGGUACAUACAUCUGUCAUUUGUCAACCCCCUCCCUUCCACUUCCCCAACCCUUAUUUUUAAAUAGGGAAUAGGAGUCGUGUGCUAGUUCAUUUAAAAGAUUAUUCAAUUCUCUAUUUAGUAAUAUUAACAUUGACUUAAUUAUUUAUACAGGGUGUCCAAGAAGAAAUAUUUUGAAUUAAAUUAAUUGACACAAAAAGAAGAAUGUAUGUAAUUUAUUUAACUCAAAAUACAUUCUACUACUGACAGAAAACGGAAAAAAUGUUUAUUUGAUAAAUAAACAUUGUUUGUUGCUUAAAUUCAAUAUUCAACCUACCAAGAAUCAGAUGGGUGGCAGCUUGAACAUUGAAAUUAAGCGAAAAGCAAUGUUUAUUUAUCAAAAACAUUUUUUUCUGUUUUGUGACAGCAGUAGAAUGUAUUUUGAAAUAAAUAAAUUACAUACAUUCUUCAUUUUGUGUUAAUUAAUUUAAUUAAAAAUAAUUUUUCUUGGACACCCUGAUAGAGACUUAAAAAACCUUUCAAAUGAACUAGCACACGACCCCUAUUCCCUAUUUCAAAAUAAGGGGUGGGGGAAGUGGAAGGGAGGGGGUUUACAAAUGACAGAUGUAUGUACCGUAAAAAUGUGUUCCCCUUAGAUCAAAAAUCGACCUGUUUCUUCAUUUCCUUAGAAUCUAAUAAAUACUGACAAAUAUCGAAGUGGACUGUUUUCUUUGGCCCACACUGUAUAUUGUAUGGUGCAAAUGAAAGGAAUAAAUUCGUUAUUUCGCAAGCCGGGGACUUUCAGGAAAAAUUCUGAAACAGAUCGAUUUUAAUUUUUAAGUUAUGAUUGUUUAACUGUAUAAUGCUUUUCAAAUAAAACUAUUAACCAUAAAUAACUUUUAAACUACUGAUUAAAAAAAACGGAAAAACACGUCAAAUAAUACUUGAAAGGGGGAGACAUUAUGCCAUAUUUAAGCUUACCGGGAAAGGCACCCUCUCACUCCGCAUAUCAUGUCUUAAUUGUUUUUAAAUUACUUCCAAAUUUUUUAUUUUAUAUUUGGAUUCUCCUCUUUGUGCUGAUUUCAAAAAUGUAUAACAUUUAAUGCUUAAAGUGAUUAGUUUAUGAGAAAAAUAAAUAAAAAAGCAAGAAAACUGGAUUGAAUUAAAAUUAUUUUUUUAACAAUUUAAUAACAUUUUGAAUGAACA